Cladocopium goreaui is the source of this 779-nucleotide messenger RNA. The record is from the annotation of a GenBank genome assembly. NCBI's taxonomy places the organism in Eukaryota, Dinophyceae, Suessiales, Symbiodiniaceae.
GGUCAACACGUAGAAGACCCUUGGAGAAAGCGGUGGCCACGGGAUGUGCCAGCAAAAAAACGAAAUGCCAGGCGCCAUGGAAACACAGCGAAAAAUGGACAAGAUCGUCGCCAUGCACCAGAAAGAUCUCUCAGAGGCUCGCCAAGUGGUAUCCUCCUGGCUGACCUCCAAUGGUUUCCCAGCAGAUGCCAAUGGCAAGAAGGGAGUCUUUUUCGUGACCUUUGCGUUGCAUGAGGCGGUGAAGCAGAGGAAUUUGUACAUCGUUGCGAAGCUGUUGCUCUUCGGUGCGAAUCCCACCAUCCAAGACACCUGGUGCUGCACAGCUUAUGACUAUGCCAAGAGAGGUAAGGAUAGCGAGGCGCAGGAGAUUGUCAAGAUCAUUGAUCGCUCCGGUCGCGGCCCACGGUCUCCCCAACUGCUGGCUCACAGCAACUUGGAGCGAACGCCACCGCCCCGGGGCUUCGAGGAGUUCUUUGCCCACUUGGCCGCCACCGAUCCCUUGGUUCAGGUACCCAAUUGCGAAGCUCAAUGGUUGAAUGAACUUGGACCGAGACCUCUGAGGGGAGCCGUAGAUUCUGUCCGUGGAAAAGUCGGAAAAAUCUUUUGAGUCUGCCAUGAACCGAUGCCGUGGAUUCUGAGCAUUUAAGACCUGACUUCCCAAGACUGUGCAUGAUCCGGCUGCUGUGAUGGUAAGCUGACAAGCACAGGUGGAAGUUGUGGAAGGUAACCUCAAAAUCCACGAUAGGUUUGAAGCAUUCGAAGCAUUGUCUACAACUAGC